CCCUUUCCCGUUCUCCUGUUGUCUUUUUCUCCAAGCAAAGAUUAUUGCUUCCUCUCGUAGUUCUCACUUUUCGUUGUUCGAGUAAACUGCAGACAACUCAUUCUCUCUCCCGUCCCAGCUUCCUCGUUCUGAACUAGACGAGCCUUAGUCAUCUUCUUCGAUCAUGGCGGUGGUGAGCUCGGCGAGCGGCCUACUAGCCAUGCUGAACGAGGAGCAUCCAGUCCUCAAGCUGCAUGCGCUCCAGAAACUCAACUCCCUUGUUAAUCUUUUCUGGCCAGAGAUCUCCACAAGCGUCCCCACAAUAGAAAGCUUAUAUGAGGACGAGGGCUUUGAUCAGAGGCAGCUUGCUGCGCUUGUUGUUUCAAAGGUAUUUUACUACCUUGGAGAGCUUAAUGACUCUUUGUCGUAUGCGCUUGGUGCUGGUGCUAUGUUUGAUGUUUCCGAAGAUUCUGACUAUGCUCAUACCCUCCUCGCCAAAGCCAUUGAUGAAUAUGCUAGCUUGAAGUCAAAAAGUGACAAAAUGGGUGAAGAAGGGACAAAAAUUGAUCCUAGAUUGGAAGCUAUAGUGGAGAGAAUGCUGGACAAGUGUAUCUUGGAUGGAAAAUAUCAACAAGCCAUGGGUAUGGCUGUUGAGUGUAGGAGGCUGGACAAGUUAGAAGAGGCAAUUACUCGAAGUGACAAUGUCCAUGGCGCUGUUUCAUACUGCAUAAAUCUUUCACAUGCGUAUGUUUAUCACAGAGAAUAUCGAUGCGAGAUUCUUCGCCUCCUUGUUAAAAUAUAUCAAGGACUGCCAUCUCCGGAUUACGUAAACAUUUGCCAAUGCCUUAUGUUUCUGAAUGAACCUGAGACUGUUGCAAGGAUAGUGGAGAGACUUCUACGGUCUGAUAGCAAGGAUGAUGCUCUUCUAGCAUUUCAGAUUGCUUUUGAUCUUGUUGAGAAUGAACAUCAAGCUUUCCUACUAGAUGUUAGAAAUCACCUAUACUUGAAACCUGAAGCAGCAAGCCUUCCAGACGAUGGAUCUGUUGGUAUGAAAUCUGAAAAUGGAAAUGCUGAUGAAGCUGAUAAUGCUGUUAGUGGAGCACAAGAUGUUCUCAUGGCGGAGAGUUCUCAUGCACCCAAUGGUAAUUUAGAUCCUACGGAAGUUGCAUACAAUGGAAAACUUACCAAAAUAAAGGGAAUUUUUUCUGGGGAAACAUCAAUACAGCUGACAUUACAAUUUUUAUAUAGCCACAACAGGUCAGAUCUUUUGAUUUUGAAAUCUAUAAAGCAGUCGGUGGAAAUGAGAAAUAGUGUGUGUCACAGUGCUACCAUCUGUGCAAAUGCUCUUAUGCAUGCAGGAACAACAGUGGACACCUUCCUGAGAGAGAAUUUGGAUUGGUUGAGCCGAGCAACCAAUUGGGCUAAAUUUAGUGCUACUGCUGGCCUUGGGGUUAUCCACAGAGGGCACCUCAAGCAAGGUCGAGCUCUUAUGGCACCUUAUCUGCCUCAGACUGGUGCUGCUGGCGGCGGCAGUCCUUAUUCAGAAGGUGGGGCCCUUUAUGCCUUGGGUCUUAUUCAUGCUAAUCAUGGUGAAGGAAUCAAACAGUUCCUUAGGGAUAGCCUACAAAACACUGGCUCAGAGGUUAUUCAGCACGGGGCUUGCUUAGGUCUUGGAUUGGCUGCUUUGGGAACAGCUGAUGAGGAAAUAUAUGAGGAGGUAAAAAAUAUCCUUUUUAAUGAUAGUGCAGUAGCGGGUGAAGCUGCUGGUAUCAGCAUGGGCUUGCUUAUGGUUGGAACAGCAAGUGAUAAGGCCAGUGAAAUGCUUGCAUAUGCACACGAAACACAACAUGAGAAGAUCAUCAGAGGCCUGUCUCUUGGCAUAGCAUUAACUGUAUAUGGUAGAGAAGAAGAAGCUGAUACUUUGAUCGAACAGCUCACUAGGGAUCAAGAUCCAAUACUUCGCUAUGGUGGCAUGUAUGCGUUGGCCAUGGCUUACAGAGGAACAGCUAAUAACAAGGCGAUACAUCAGCUCCUCCAUUUUGCUGUCUCCGAUGUUAGUGAUGAUGUUAGAAGGACAGCCGUUCUUGCCCUUGGAUUUGUUUUGUACUCUGAACCUGAACAAACACCAAGAAUUGUUUCUCUACUUUCGGAGUCAUACAACCCGCAUGUUAGAUAUGGUGCAGCUCUAGCCAUAGGCAUCUCUUGUGCUGGAACUGGUCUAAGUGAAGCCAUUUCUUUGCUGGAGCCAUUGACAUCAGAUGUUGUUGAUUUUGUUCGUCAAGGGGCUCUAAUAGCUAUGGCAAUGGUUAUGAUACAGACAAAUGAAUCUUGUGACCAUCGUGUGGGAACAUUUAGGCGUCAGUUGGAAAAAAUAAUUCAGGAUAAGCAUGAAGAUACAAUGAGCAAGAUGGGUGCCAUUUUAGCUUCUGGAAUUCUGGAUGCUGGUGGAAGGAAUGUUACAAUUAGUUUGCUUUCUAAAACUAGGUAUAAUAAAAUAACAGCUGUUGUUGGACUGGCAGUAUUUAGCCAAUUUUGGUACUGGUAUCCCCUCCUGUACUUCAUUAGCUUGUCCUUCUCACCAACUGCAUUUAUUGGUCUAAAUCAUGAUCUCAAAGUUCCAAGAUUUGAAUUUGUAUCAAAUGCCAAGCCUUCUUUGUUUGAGUAUCCUCGACCAACUACACCACCUUCAUCAACAUCAACAGUUAAGCUACCCACCGCUGUUUUAUCAACAUCUGCUAAAGCAAAAGCUAGAGCGAAGAAAGAGGCAGAGCUAAAGGGCAGUGCUGACAAGCCCUCCUCUGAAAGUGUUUCUGCUAGCUCAAGUUCAGGGAAAGGUCCCAAAGCUACCGAGAAAGAUUCCGAGUCAGUGCAGGGUGGAAAUGCUAUAGAAAAGAAGAUAGAGUCUGAGCAAUCUUUUGAAUUAUUGACAAAUCCAGCAAGGGUUCUACCCGCGCAAGAAAAACAUAUCAGAUUCCUGGAGGGAAGCAGAUAUGUACCAGUGAAACUAGCACCUUCUGGUUUUGUUCUAUUGAGGGAUCUUCAACCAGCAGAAGCUGAGAUUAUUGUUCUUACUGAUGCACCCUCUGCAAAUGCAACCUCUGCAAAUCCUCAGCAGAAUUCAGCUUCUUCUGCAAUGGCUGUAGAUGAGGAGCCUCAACCCCCACAACCAUUUGAAUUCUCAGCUUAGAGAAAUUGUGUUCGGUAAACAAUUUAUAUGCUUAUAAGUUUGUUUUCUCAAGCUGAGAAAUAGUUGGACUGAUUGAAAUGAGUGUUUUCCCUUGCAUCAGGCGAACUUGUUCUCUAGCAGAUCAGUGUAAGUCUAUAGGUGCCAUUGUGCCUGGUAGAAUUCUUUGUUGAUUUCUAGAAUAAGCUUGAUAAAAAACAGCUUUGUUUGGGGUUGGAGCCUUCAUAAAUCAUUUAUAUGCAUGUUUUUGUAUGCUUCAUACUGACAACUGGAAUCUGCACUUCACAUAAACAUGCUACCUUUCUAGAUUUGUGAUGGUUUGAUUUUAUUUUACAUAUAAUAUUAGUUUAAAAGUGCUUUAUAA
Dendrobium catenatum is the source of this 3527-nucleotide messenger RNA. RefSeq names its product 26S proteasome non-ATPase regulatory subunit 1 homolog A. Lineage: Eukaryota; Viridiplantae; Streptophyta; Magnoliopsida; Asparagales; Orchidaceae. The coding region runs from base 164 to 3166 and encodes 1000 amino acids. Gene Ontology annotation, biological process: proteasome-mediated ubiquitin-dependent protein catabolic process; regulation of protein catabolic process. Gene Ontology annotation, molecular function: enzyme regulator activity. Gene Ontology annotation, cellular component: proteasome storage granule; proteasome complex; nucleus. The record is from RefSeq and is a predicted model, not a curated record. The transcript is spliced from 14 exons.